AAGAAAAAAGAAAAAAGAAAAAAAGAAACCCAGUCCCUCGAUUCCGGUGGCAUCUCCUAACCCUACCCGUCCACGGCGGCGCGCCCCCUAACUCGUGUCCUACUGUAUAAUUGAUUGCCGAGAGAUUAAGCUACAGGGCUCGAGGUGGAUGGCGCCUUCCACAUCCGAGCGAGAGCACAACAGUGAGGCGAGCAGCAGCGGAGUGGGCUCAAAAUCGAAGGAGAAGGAGCGGCCAAGGUCCUUUGACGAGAAGACCCGGACUGCGUGCUGGCGGAAGGCGGCGGUGCUGACAGGGCGACACCCAGAGCGGUGGCGGCAGGACGCCGCUGGCAACGUAGUAUGUCGCCGCUUCUGGAGCUGCCACGGCUGCCUCUGCUAUGAAUACGAUCACAUCGUUCCAUUCUCCAAAGGAGGAGAAUCUACUGUUGAGAAUUGCCAGAUCCUUCAGACUAGGGUGAACCGUUCCAAGUCUGAUAAAGCAUGGGUGGAGAAGGCAGAGAUGCAAGGUUUUUCCUGCGAUAUCAAGUUCACAGACAAGGAGCUUGAUGUAAUCGAGAUGGCAGUCUAUGGGGAUGUCAUUCGUCCUGGCAAACAAUGUCGCUGCAAGACAGUAGCUGAGAUGCUUGGACAGGUGAAAUCAAAGAAUCAAAUGGCUGCUUGCAAUUUACCAACAUAAUGAUGCCUCCUAAGAUGAAGACCAUUUAGACCCAUGCCCUUCUGUUGGGGAGGGCAAUCAUUGUCGAACUGCUGAUUACAUUAUGUUAUUGAUUGAUGAUCUCUGUUAAAUUGGCAUCAUUAUCUUUAGCACAAUAAGCACAUCUAUAGAGCAAUCCAAGCUCAUAAGUGCAAUUAUAUUGUGCUUGUCAGGAACUUGGGUGACAAUUAACAUAUUAACUGUAGAAUUAUUAACUUGAUAACACCAUUUAUCAAGAGUUCUGUCAAAGUAUUGUGCUUUUAGUAAUAUAUCCUCUUUUGCUGUUGUGUA
This is a messenger RNA of Hordeum vulgare subsp. vulgare (domesticated barley), 985 nucleotides long. RefSeq lists its product as uncharacterized. The record is from RefSeq and is a predicted model, not a curated record. NCBI's taxonomy places the organism in Eukaryota, Viridiplantae, Streptophyta, Magnoliopsida, Poales, Poaceae. The transcript is spliced from 3 exons. The coding region runs from base 149 to 676 and encodes 175 amino acids.